This is a messenger RNA of Triticum aestivum (bread wheat), 4133 nucleotides long. RefSeq lists its product as uncharacterized. Bases 113 to 505 code for a protein of 130 amino acids. The transcript is spliced from 4 exons. Lineage: Eukaryota; Viridiplantae; Streptophyta; Magnoliopsida; Poales; Poaceae. The record is from RefSeq and is a predicted model, not a curated record.
ACGAAAAGCACAAAAGAACCUGAUUCUUCUUCUUCUUCUUUCAGAUUAACCAGUCCAAGAAGAAGAGCCCGCCGUGGUUUUCUAGGUAAUAAUCCAACUUUCUAAGUUAGACAUGGAGGCGGUGGAGCCGACGGUGGUGGUGAGCUGCGUGUGCUGCGGCCUGGAGGAGGAGUGCACCGGCGAGUACAUCGGCGGCGUGAGGGCCUACUUCGGGGGCCGGUGGCUGUGCGGGCUGUGCUCCGAGUCCGUCAAGUACGAGGCCGGCUGCAGCAAGCGCACCGCGGCCAUGGGCGUGGAGGAGGCCGUGCGGGCGCACAUGGCCUUCUGCCGCAUGUUCAGGCGCGGCGGCCCCGCGGAGCGCGUGGCCGAGGGCAUGUGCCAGAUGCUUAGGUGCGCCGCGUGCGAGAAGCACCGGGCCACCUCAUCAUCCUCGUCGCGGCGGACAUCGCCGGCGACGGUGGCGUCAGCGUCCGGGCACCGCCGCGCCUCGGUGCCGUCCGCCUGAGUUGAUGUCUGCUUCUUGCGACGAGGUGCAUGCUUCGGACAUACGUCUUCCUCACCACAGCUUAUAUGCUUGUCAUGUGAUAGUAGUAUAUUUUGUUUUGAAUCUAUUCCGGAAACUAUACACAAGUGAUGGAGUACUAUAUGUAGUACGAGGUUAAAGUUCAAUUAAUCUUCACAUGAGGAUCUUGAUCUACCCAACGACCGAGCAGCUCUUCUUGGCGUCUAUCCUUUCGAGGUGUAACAUUCGAUCUGCUUGAAAGUUGUUUCUUCUUCGUUGCGGUUCCCCGUCUGUCGGAAUGAUCUUGCACUUGUUCUUCAGAGAUUUUUUUCUUUGCGCACCGGCUUCAGUUUUCGACCUGGUCGACGAGACGAGGCCAUGGCCCGGCCCGUCGCCUUCGUCGUCUGUUGUUUUCGCUAUCCUCGCCCUCAACACACGUGCAGAAACAUGAGAGGUUGAUACUGCUAGUGCAUGCUCACCCGUGGAGAAUUUUGUUUAGAUAAUGGAAGAAUACUUCUCCCGUGAAGAAUGUUGGCUAGUCACCCGAAGAUUUUUUAUUUUUUUUGCAUGGUAAUACGUGUCUCAUCCAGGAUCCAGGAAUACGUUAGUUGGGAGCCACCCAGCCUCCUCACCGCUCUUGAUUCCUGGCCGUCGGAUGUGUUUCUGAUGCGUUCUUGACCGUGUGAUCUCGCUCGGGAGAGAUCUGGGCCAUUGGAUCAAGCCAGAUCACUGCUACAAUGAAUAGUAGCGUCCAUCUAGUUUUUCUUACUGGUUUUGUUUACUCCAGAAUUACUGUCUUACCUCGCUGACGUGUGGGGUCGAUCCCCGAUGGGCCGCGCUGGUCAGCGACUAUGUCUACAAAGUGGCGUGUGCGGUUCGUCGGCGCCCUCGAGACGAAAAGAUCUACUGCCACCGCCUGAUAUUCCUGUGACCAGCUGAGGGCAUUUGUGAGAUUUCACCUAAACCUGGGCCAAGUGGCUUCUCACCAUUGGUUGCUCCCUCCCCAAUCGGUGAGACAGGUAGGGCUGCGUCUCUCCCUCGCAUCUCUCUCUCGUGUUGACGCCGCCGCCCCCUCCCCUUCUCUUCGUUGCCUUCCCUCGCGCCGCCGCCCUCCGAGAAGCAACACGGCCACUACUGCUCCGCGUCGGGCCGAGCUUGCCACCGCCGCCGCUCUCCGCGUCGAGCUUGCCACCGCCGCCGCUCUCCCCGUCGUGCUCGUCCCUCACCACCGGCCCUCGGGUUGUGGAGGGGCAACAGGCAGCGGUGGAAGAGGAGAUCGACCACCAACCGCUGCCGCCCGUCCUCCUGCUUCGCCAUCAACGGGAGGAGGACCGGAGCGUGUCCUCAAGUUCGUGCUCCUCCGGGAAGAGGGCAAACCGAGAGCCAGGCAACUGUGGGAACAAGGAGAUGAGUUUCGUGGAGACGGUGAGCAGAACGGAGACAAGGAUGGCGACUUGAUGCUCCUUGGAGACGUCCUCUGGAGGUGAUUUUUCUGGGCCUUUUGUUUACUAUAUAUCAAUUGGAUCCGCAUGCAGCUGCUAUUCGUGUUGUUGUUCAGCUAUGUCAUGUUGUUUAGGUUCAUAUAUACACUACUCAAUUAGGUUCAUGAGAUCGUUCACUGUUGGACUGGGUGCCAUGGGAUCUCAGGUUAUGGAAUUUGGGGUGUUUUGGUUGUCUGAUGCUUUUAGUUUCAACUUAACUUUGCUUUAGAAAUGGUCAAUUGGACAUAACAACUGUUUGUAUAUUAGUGAAAUGUACGGAGUGGGGAUCUCUUUGUUAUUGUGGCAGCUGUUGGAUUGGGUGUUAUGGCAUCUGGUGAUCGGAUGCAGUUAGUCUUGGCUUGUUUUUGCUUGAUAAGUGGCUGAUUUGGGUUUGAUGAAUAGUUUUACUAUUGGCAGUAUAUACGGAAUGUGGACCUCUGGGUUGUCAUCUCAGGUUCAGAUGUUUUGGAUGUUUGGCUGAUCUGACGCUGUUAGUUUCGGCUUAUCUUUGCUCCAAAAAUUGGCAGUAUAUAACGCCCUCACCCCUGCUUAUCUCGCCUAACUCAUUCCUUCUUUCUUGCACUCGAGGAUCGUUGGUGCGUGCUCCCCCUGUUACACGGCGCUUAGGAGAAGGAGAGGCAUGGUCUCCACCAAAAAACAGACGAGGAAGAAGUGAGAUGCUGCUAGCCCCAUGGCCUGCUGCAUCUCCAAUCGGCGCUUGCAACAGGAGAACCACAUCCCUGGCCUCUCCAUGCCCCCCCAAGCGCCAACCUGUAGGCUACAACGACAAGGUGAGGCGGGCCCCUACUCAGAAAAAACAGGUUCAGGAGGUGUUUAUCCUAUAUAUGAUUCAGUAACUUGCAUUCUAAUCUCAUUUGUCUUCUUCUCAUUGGGCACGGUGUCUUUAGGUUAUCAAAGGGAAUUGAAUAUGGCUGUUGACAAUUCAGAUUGUGGGCAGCUAAGAGUUUAGAAUUACUCAUGUAAAUUUUUUCUUAUAAAUAAUAUAAUGACGCAGCAGUAGCCCCUCCUAUCUUUUGUCAACAAUGGUGUGAUACUAAGAUUUUCACUGCAGUAGCAUCCGUAUCCAAUGUAACUCGGCUAUAGGUUAUCCAAAGUAAUGAUGUCUAUUACUCUGGUUGAUUUGCGAUAUGGUGUUGUGGAUCCAUGUGCACCUGAGCUUUGCUACUUUCUCUAAUUACCAUGUAAUUUGUACACAUGAGCAUUCCUAUGCCAUUGUCAAGUGCUACUCCAAACACCAUUUACUGCUUUAAAAUAUCUCUCAACUUGGAUAGAGCAUCCUGAAAGGUCAAGAUUUGCUCAACAUGAUUUUUUUUACUAUGAGGAGCCUUACUUCUAGCACUGGGUUUUGAUUGUCUGUUGUUUUGUACAUCUUUUACCUAUAUGAUUUUAAUCUUUAAGAAAGAGCAUAUUCUGGACUCACAACAAAUUGGAUAGAGCAUCGUGCAAGGUCUCUGAUGUGCAGAUGAUAUUUCAGUGCUCGAUGUGCAGCUUAUUUUGUCGACAUCGCGGUUUCAGUUUGCAAUAUUAGACCUACUUGUAUCAAGGGGAAAAUUCUAAUUUCUUUACAGCGGUGUUUGAACAAAAUGGCAUAUUCCGUGGGCUGGAUGAUAGAAGGACAUUUUGUUGAAGCACUCAAGAGGAGUAAUACUAUUGUGAUGCCAACACAUGCGUCUUCGCCGCCGGCCGUAUGCUGCAUCGGCGACUGGCUGCGGCAGCAGAGGAGCGCAUGUUGCCGCCGGCCAUACGCUGCAUAGGUUGCGGCAGCAGAGGACGCAACGCCAUCGAGGGCGCAUGACGCGGAGGCAAGCGGGCAGCUGUCCAUGGGACGUCGCCGUGCUAUAUGCUCUGCUGUGUUCGUGCUCGUGAAGUGUCGAGCUCUCCUUUUGGUUUCAGUUAGGUGCUUUCAGUUCAAUUAGGCUACUGUCAGAUAGAGUGCUUUUAGUUUCAGUUAGUUUAAUAUAUAAAAGGGGACUUUUCUGCAAAUAUUGCUGGGGUGUGGAUGGGACUAUGACCAACGUGGCGUCCAAUGUGGCAAUUGCGGACUCGAUUUGUGUACAAGUGAACCCGCAAAACAUGUUUAGUGACUGGUUUGUCUCAAUUUUCAAGUUUUUUACGAAAUUAUACCCACA